AUGGGGGGAAAUGGGGGAGAGAGAGGAUAUGAGAGGAGAGGGUGGGUGGGGGAGAGGGAAGGAGAGGAAGGGGAGGAAGGGGAGGAGAUGAGAGGAGAGGAGAGGGUGGGAGAGGAAGGGAAGGAUGAGAGAGAGAAAGGGGAGGAAAGGGAGGCAGGGGAGGGAAGGAAGGGGAAGGGAGAAGGGGAAGGGAAGGAGGAGAGAGAGGGAAGGAGGGGGAUGAAGAUUCUUGGAGAAGGAGGUGUUGAGAAGGGGUUGUUGAGGUGGAAUGGAGGUGGAAUGGAAGUGUCGAGUAAGGUUGAGUUGAGUUGA
Molecule: messenger RNA, 312 nt
Organism: Sclerotinia borealis F-4128
Lineage: Eukaryota; Fungi; Ascomycota; Leotiomycetes; Helotiales; Sclerotiniaceae
Source: the annotation of a GenBank genome assembly